Molecule: messenger RNA, 321 nt
Organism: Fusarium coffeatum
Lineage: Eukaryota; Fungi; Ascomycota; Sordariomycetes; Hypocreales; Nectriaceae
Exons: 4
Coding region: 1-321 (106 amino acids)
Biological process (GO): cytoplasmic translation
Cellular component (GO): ribosome; cytosolic large ribosomal subunit
Molecular function (GO): structural constituent of ribosome
Source: RefSeq, a predicted model, not a curated record
AUGGCCGCUGAACAACCUGCGAAGUCCGGUCUGGCCGUUGGCCUUAACAAGGGCCACAAAACCACUGCCCGUGUCGUCAAGCCCCGUGUCUCCCGCACCAAGGGCCACCUGAGCAAGCGCACUGCCUUCGUCCGCGAGAUCGUCAAGGAGGUCGCUGGCCUCGCUCCCUACGAGCGCCGAGUCAUUGAGUUGCUCCGUAACUCCAAGGACAAGCGUGCCCGUAAGCUCGCCAAGAAGAGACUCGGUACUUUCGGCCGUGCUAAGGCUAAGGUCGACGAGCUCCAGCGUGUCAUCGCUGAGUCUCGCCGUGCUGGUCACUAA